Molecule: messenger RNA, 1389 nt
Organism: Lindgomyces ingoldianus
Lineage: Eukaryota; Fungi; Ascomycota; Dothideomycetes; Pleosporales; Lindgomycetaceae
Exons: 5
Coding region: 31-1389 (452 amino acids)
Source: RefSeq, a predicted model, not a curated record
UUUUCCCCGAAUCGACAACUCACCGUCAGAAUGCCUUACUAUCCACUCCAAGUCACAUGCCUGGCGGUGAUAUGUGGCACACCUAUGCUCUCGGCCAUAUUUGUCUUUUUAAGGUUAUACACAAGACGGAAGCUCAAUUUGCGACUCGGAUGGGAUGACUGGCUGAUCGUGGUGCCACUGCUGUUUUCAAUAGCAUUAAUAGGUCCCUCCUGGAAACAUGUCAAAAUGUGGCAUGUCGGCAUUCACAUUUGGGAUGUUCUUCCGAACGAUAUCGAACCGAAUUACGAUGAAUACUACGGCGUCGUAAUGGCUUUCAAUCUCCUCAAUAUUCCAAUUUUACCACUGGUCAAGUGCUCGAUAAUACUCCUACUUCUGCGGGCCGGAUCUGUCAUCGAAUGGCUGAAGAAGGUGCUCUACGGCAUUCUCAUAUUCACGGUCGGAAGCGCAUUGAUUCCAUGGUUCCUCUACAUAUUCAUUUGUCCGCCGCAGACCGGAAAUACUUGGAAACCGAGAACAUUUGGUGGAUUACACUGCAUGGGACGACACCGCAUGGGCGAGAUGCUUCUCUGGGUCACUUGUGCCAACCUCCUUACCGAUUUGCUCAUAUUUCCAAUUCCUUUCAUUAUCGUGAGGCGAAUGAUGAGCGCACGCCUACGAUCCAGAAUGGUGGUCCUAGCGGUUUUCACGACAAGCCUGGCCGUCACGGCUAUUGGCGGCGCCAAAAUCUACCUAUCCUAUCGCGACCGUCUCUACAGCAUCUUCAAGCCUGAUUGGACCUACCCGAUCGACUACUGCAUCAACCAUAUUGAGAAUAAUGUCGCGAUCAUCGUCGCAAACAUACCGAUUCUCCGCGGUCUUGUUACCCGCUGGGUCUUUAAUUUCAAGACUAAGGCAACGCCAAUAGAGCGUGAGUUUCGGAAUGAUUGGCAAUGGAGCUCCUCAAAUUCGUCGACGUUCACACGAGUGGCAAAGAGGAAUAGGAUCGCCCAGAAGAUCAUGCCAUGUAUCCAGGAAGAUUUCUCCUCCAGUCUCGCCCGAUCGAGAGACAUUCGAGAUCCGGAAAAACCGGUCCGAAUCGUUACCACAGACUACCGCAAGAACCGUUCGCAAUACAAGUCACGUAAUUCACGGCGGAAUAGUCUUGAUAGAUAUGAUACCGCGGACAGUUGCGAGAAGGGCGACAUGUUAGAGACGGUGAGGAGCAUGGGGAGCUUGGGGUCAGCACCAACGCUGGUGGAGAGCAAAGAGCUAGAGUGGAAGCUUGCGGAGGGCAGUCCGAUGUCGAGUCCCAGGAGGAUGUCAAGUCCGACAUUAAGCCCCAUUACGCCCAUGACGCCGUGCUUGCUGAGAGGGAUUGAAGAUGAUGAUGAAAUAUACCCAUAUCCUUGA